UCUCUCUCUCUCUAGGGUUUCUUCAAAAUAUCCAACUUUCUCUUGUUUUUUCACAUUUUUUUUUUGUUAUAAUCCGGGUUCUGAUUCUUAAAGGCAAUAAUCACCUCCUUGUUCUUAAGAGGAGAACAAGAAACGAGGAAAAUAAAUACUCAAAAGAAAACGAAAGACUGCUCUAGCCAGUACACAUAACAAGAGUAUGGGGAGAGGUAGAGUGGAGCUGAAGAGGAUAGAGAACAAGAUAAACAGGCAGGUGACGUUUGCGAAGAGAAGAAAUGGGUUGUUGAAGAAAGCUUAUGAGUUAUCUGUGCUCUGUGAUGCUGAGGUUGCUCUCAUCAUCUUCUCUAACCGUGGCAAGCUCUACGAGUUUUGUAGCACAUCUAACAUGCUCAAGACCCUGGAAAGGUAUCAGAAGUGCAGCUAUGGGGCAGACGAAGUCAACAAACCAGCCAAGGAGCUCGAGAGCAGCUACAGGGAGUACCUGAAAGUGAAAGCAAAAUUUGAGACCCUACAAAGAACUCAGAGGAACCUUCUUGGAGAGGACCUCGGACCUCUGAAUACAAAAGAACUCGAGCAGCUCGAGCGUCAUUUGGAGUCGUCAUUGAAGCAAGUUCGGUCAACUAAGACCCAGUAUAUGCUCGACCAACUUGGUGAUCUUCAAAAUAAGGAACAUAUGUUGCUGGAAGCAAACAGAGCUUUGACAAUGAAGCUGGAUGAAAUCAGUGCAAGAAAUAACCUCCGACCAUCAUGGGAAGGUGAUGAUCAGCAAAGUAUGUCCUAUGGCCAUCAGCAUGCACAGUCUCAGGGGCUAUUCCAGCAUUUAGAAUGCAAUCCCACUUUGCAAAUAGGCUAUAAUUCUGUUGGUUCAGACCAGAUAACUGCAGCACAUGCCGCCCAGCAAGUUCAUGGGUUCAUUCCAGGGUGGAUGCUUUGAAUCUGUGCUCUUGGUUGCUCAUAAAGGGACACCUACUAUGUAAUUGCUUAAUUACAUCCAAGAGGCAUGCAAGAAGUUCUGGAAGACUUAAUUUGUUUCUCUAUGAUUAUGAACUCCUUUUCUAACAAUUUCAUUCACUGAGCUGCUCUCCCUGUGAGAAUAGACAACGCAUAUGAUGGUUCCUCAUGGUCAUUGCUUAAAGCAUCAUAAAAGAGCAAGCAUUAUUGAAAUCUUGACAUUUUCUUUUUCUUGA
Populus euphratica (Euphrates poplar) is the source of this 1184-nucleotide messenger RNA. Its product is annotated as developmental protein SEPALLATA 2-like. Gene Ontology annotation, cellular component: nucleus. The coding region runs from base 197 to 931 and encodes 244 amino acids. Gene Ontology annotation, biological process: positive regulation of transcription by RNA polymerase II. NCBI's taxonomy places the organism in Eukaryota, Viridiplantae, Streptophyta, Magnoliopsida, Malpighiales, Salicaceae. Gene Ontology annotation, molecular function: RNA polymerase II transcription regulatory region sequence-specific DNA binding; DNA-binding transcription factor activity; protein dimerization activity. The record is from RefSeq and is a predicted model, not a curated record. The transcript has 9 exons.